AUGCCUUUCGAAGCUCGCGUGAAGUCUGUCCUUUCGGGCGACACUGUCGUGCUGUCGCAUGUCUCCAAUCCCACACAAGAGCGCAUUCUGAGCCUUGCCUAUGUCUCUGCGCCCAGAUUAAGGAGGGAGGGUGAUGAGGCAUACGGCUUCCAAUCCCGCGAAUUCCUCCGAGAACUCUUGGUCGGCAAGGUUAUCCAGUUCCACGUUGUUUACACCAUCCCCACCGGCGCUAAGCGCGAAUACGGUAUCAUCAAGCUGCCCGGCUUCGACGCCCAGUUGCCCGAAAUCAGUGUGCAGGAGGGAUGGAGCCGGGUCCGCGAGGAGGCUGGAAAGCGCAGUGAUGAAUCCGAAGAAACACUUGAGCUGCUGGGUCGGCUGCGAGCGCUCGAGGCACUGGCACAGGACGAGGGCAAGGGUGUCUGGGCUGCUUCCAGCAAGGGCCUGAUCGAUACAAGCUAUGAACUGUCAAACGGCGCCGCAUUGGUGGCUCAAUAUAAGGGCGAGCAAUUGGAAGGUAUCAUUGAGAAGGUCCUGAACGGUGACCGCGUGGUGCUUCGUCUGCUGUUGUCCCCUGAUGAGCAUCUUCAGGCUGUGGUUGCUGUGGCCGGUAUCCGGGCGCCAUCUGCGAAGCGUACCACCGCCGAGGGCAAGGAACAAGCAGCCGAGCCUUUUGGAGACGAGGCACAGCAGUUCGUGGAAUCACGAGUCCUACAACGUAAGGUCAAGGUUUCAUUAGUUGGUGUCACCCCACAGGGCCAGCUUGUGGCUACUCUGCUGCACCCCAAUGGAAACAUUGCUCGAUUUGUUCUUGAGGCUGGUCUUGCUCGUUGCCAGGACCACCACUCUACAAUGCUUGGUGCCGAUAUGGCUCUUCUCCGCCAGGCCGAGAACACUGCCAAGGAUUCCCGCAAGGGUCUUUUCACUGGCCACGUUGGAUCUAAGGCCACCGGUGCCGCCGCCGGCGACUACACUGUUACCCGUGUUUUGAACGCUGAUACCAUCUUUGUCCGUAACAAGGCUGGUGCGGAGAAGAAGAUUAGCCUUACCAGCAUUCGUCAACCCAAGCCAUCUGACCCUAAGCAGGCUCCAUUCGCCGCCGAUGCAAAGGAGUUCCUGCGUAAGCAGGUCAUUUCCAAGCAUGUCAAGGUCACAGUUAAUGGCAAGAAGCCUGCCAAUGAGGGUUAUGAGGAGCGUGAAGUUGCUACUGUUUUACAGGGCAACACUGAUGUUGGUCUGGCCCUUGUUGAGGCUGGCUAUGCCUCUGUUAUCCGUCACCGUAUGGAUGAUGAUGAUCGAUCUCCCGACUACGAUUCCUUGCUUGCCGCGGAGGCUGAUGCCCAGAAGGAAGCACGUGGUAUGUGGUCCCCCAAGCCACCCAAGGCUAAGCAGAUCGUGGACUACUCCGAAAAUGUUCAGAAGGCCAAGCUUGAGCUUGGUGUAUUGCAGCGCUCUAAGCGCAUUCCCGCUGUUGUCGACUUCGUGAAGUCAGGAUCUCGCUUUACCGUCAUCGUGCCUCGCGAGAAUGCCAAGUUGACCCUUGUUCUUUCUGGCAUCCGUGCUCCCCGAUCUGCUCGCGGGCCGAGCGAGGCCGGUGAGCCUUUUGGUCAGGAAGCUCACGAUUUGGCCAACCGCCGCUGCAUGCAGCGUGAUGUUGAGAUUGAUGUUGAGACCAUUGACAAGGUUGGUGGUUUCAUCGGUACCUUGUACGUAAACAAGGAGAACUUCACCAAGAUUCUGCUUGAGGAGGGCUUCGCUACCGUGCACGCAUACUCUGCUGAGAAGUCCGGCCACGCCAACGAAUAUUUCGCUGCCGAGGAGCGUGCUAAGGAAGGCCGCAAGGGUCUUUGGCAUGACUGGGACCCCAGCAAGGAGGCCGCUGAGGCCGAAGAGUUGGAGGCUGCCAACAACGCUAGUAACGAGAGCGACGUCGCGGUCACUCAACGCCAGAAGGAUUACCGUGACGUUAUGGUCACUUACAUCGAUCCUGAAUCAGCUCGUAUCAAGAUCCAGCAGAUUGGCAACGGAACUAGUGCUUUGACCGAGCUGAUGUCUGCUUUCCGUUCCUUCCACCUUAGCAAGGCCAAUGACACACCCCUUCCUGGUCCCCCUAAAGCUGGCGAUUGGGUCGCUGCUCAAUUCAGUGAGGAUGGAAACUGGUACCGCGGCAAGGUCCGCCGCAACGACCGCGAGAAGCAGACCGCCGAGGUGGUAUACGUCGACUUCGGAAACUCCGAAACUCUGCCCUGGUCCGACCUUCGCCCACUCACCCAGCCCCAGUUCUCGGGUCAAAAGCUCCGCCCCCAGGCUAUCGAUGCUGUGCUUUCUCUGUGCCAGUUCCCCACAUCCGCUGACUACCUUGAAGAUGCCGUGAACUUCGUUGGUGACCAGGCCUUCGACCGUCAGCUCGUUGCCAACGUCGACCACGUUGACAACGAUGGCACUUUGCACGUCACUCUUCUGGACCCAGCCGUGUCAAAGAGCCUCGACCAGAGCAUCAACGCUGAUAUUAUCCACGAGGGUAUGGCUAUGGUUCCCCGUAAGCUGAAGGCGUGGGAGCGUGCUUCGGCCGAUACUCUGGAGAAGCUGCGCUCUCUCGAGGACGAGGCUAAGCAAGAACGCCGCGGUAUGUGGGAGUAUGGUGACCUCACCGAGGAUUAA
Messenger RNA from Penicillium angulare, 2658 nucleotides. RefSeq names its product putative transcription factor (Snd1/p100). Bases 1 to 2658 code for a protein of 885 amino acids. The transcript is spliced from 2 exons. Lineage: Eukaryota; Fungi; Ascomycota; Eurotiomycetes; Eurotiales; Aspergillaceae. Gene Ontology annotation, molecular function: RNA binding; nuclease activity. Gene Ontology annotation, biological process: mRNA catabolic process; regulatory ncRNA-mediated gene silencing. Gene Ontology annotation, cellular component: RISC complex; nucleus; cytosol. The record is from RefSeq and is a predicted model, not a curated record.